Molecule: messenger RNA, 801 nt
Organism: Ordospora pajunii
Lineage: Eukaryota; Fungi; Microsporidia; Ordosporidae
Exons: 1
Coding region: 1-801 (266 amino acids)
Source: RefSeq, a predicted model, not a curated record
AUGGCGAUUGAUUUUGUGCCGGUUGCAAAGCAGAAAGAGCUGAGGCAUGCACUGAACGCAGUCAGAUCCGCAGUUGUUAUUGUAAAUGGACCAGCAGGAUGCUCAAAGACACACACAGUGCAUGCAAUCGCUGGAGACAUGGGAUUGUCAGUUCAAUACAUAGAGAGCAUAGAGGAGCACUCGGACGCUUUUAUCACAAACAGCACAAUCUCUCUUAUAGACAUCGACUGCCACGAACAGUUCAUUCUGUGGAUGCCAAGGCUCAGCAAGAUGACCCGGCUGAUAAUCGAAACACGGACACUGCAAUUUGCAGGAAAAUGCCUUCCUGGCUCAAUCACGGUAAACUUCAACAAAAUCAGAGGCUUGCAGAUCAGAAAAGCAUAUUGCCUGACAUACGAGCAGUCGAUACAUGUCGAUGGUAAUCUUCAUCUUGCAGGCAUCCACAGACUGCUCCUACCAACAGAUGCAAGACCCAUUUCCGUGUUCCACCAGUUAGGAAGACUCUUGCAUUCAAAGUCCACAGACGUAAAUGAGAUUUGCAGUAGCAUGAACGCCUCAGGAAAGCAGAGGUUCUGUGGAUAUUUGCUAGAAAGCCAUGCAUUAUUCAUGGAUGCCGACAAUAUUGCAAGAGUUUCUGAUGCAUUCAGCAUCUGGGACACAGCAAGCAGCAUCUUUUUCGAGUAUCUUGUAUGGACAGUGGUGGACUCAGAAAAGAAAAGCCCGAAGCAAUUCUUCAGCUUCAAAUCGUUCCAGUACCCAGACAGCCAUCAUCUCUGCACAUCGCUAUGCAAAAAUAGGUGA